Messenger RNA from Cercocebus atys (sooty mangabey), 723 nucleotides. Its product is annotated as E3 ubiquitin-protein ligase TRIM69-like. Gene Ontology annotation, molecular function: protein binding. The record is from RefSeq and is a predicted model, not a curated record. The coding region runs from base 79 to 723 and encodes 214 amino acids. The transcript is spliced from 5 exons. NCBI's taxonomy places the organism in Eukaryota, Metazoa, Chordata, Mammalia, Primates, Cercopithecidae.
AUCAGGCUCAAUCGGCAGCUGGGGAGUCUGGUUUCCCACAUUAAGGAACUGGAGCCCAAGCUGAAAAAGAUUCUGAAGAUGAACCCAAGAAUGCGGAAGUUCCAAGUGGAGGUGACCUUGGAUGUUGACACAGCUCACAACCUCCUCCUCAUUUCUGAAGACCUCAGGAGCGUCCGAUGUGGGAGGAUCCAUCAGAAUCGGCCAAACAGUGCUGAGAGAUUCAACUUGGCAGGUGCUGUCCUGGGCUCCCCUGGUUUCACCUCUGGCCGCCACUACUGGGAGGUGGACCUAGGAACAAGCACAGAAUGGAAUCUGGGAGUCUGCAGAGAAUCUGCCAGCCGCAAAGGGAACAUCCAAAUGACCACAGAGCAUGGAUUCUGGAUUCAGCAGCAAAGGCUGCACACUUUCAAGAAGCGAGCAGAUGUCCUAUCCGUCUUUUUCUCAAAAGAAUUAGAUCAAGACAAAUCAACACCUGGCGAAGCUGAUUUCCAAGAUCAAGGAACUGGAACCCAGCUGAAAGCUAUUCUAUGCCUGACCUCAAGGAUGCCGAAGUUCCAAGUAGAUAUGACCUUGGAUGUUGACACAGCUGAUGAGAUCCUUGUCAUUUCUGAUGACCUGCAGAGUGUCCAACGUGAGCAUAUGGAACAGAAGCUGAAAGAGCAUGCUGAGAUUGACCUUCAGAGUUUGGGCUCCUCUCAGUUCACUUCCAGUUGCCAUUAUUAG